This is a messenger RNA of Hansenula anomala, 651 nucleotides long. Its product is annotated as ERG2 family protein. Gene Ontology annotation, biological process: ergosterol biosynthetic process. The coding region runs from base 1 to 651 and encodes 216 amino acids. The transcript has a single exon. Gene Ontology annotation, cellular component: endoplasmic reticulum. The record is from RefSeq and is a predicted model, not a curated record. NCBI's taxonomy places the organism in Eukaryota, Fungi, Ascomycota, Saccharomycetes, Phaffomycetales, Wickerhamomycetaceae.
AUGAAACUACUUGCGCUAUCAUCACCAAUCCUUUUUUACUUCUUCUUGGAAGCUUUAUAUUCAACCUGGUUACCAACAAACUAUGUUUUCGAACCAGAAGUGUUGCAACAAUUGGCAAAAAAUGUUAUAGCAAAACAUCCAGAAGGUAAUACUACUUUAAUCUUACAAGAUUUAGGCGCUGAUAUAAGAGAACGUUAUGGUGAUUUGAUCAAUCCAUUGAACUUUGAUGAUUGGGUUUUCAACAAUGCUGGUGGUGCAAUGGGUACAAUGUUCAUCCUACAUGCUUCAAUCUCAGAAUACUUGAUCUUCUUUGGAACUGCUACUGGUAAUGAAGGUCAUAGUGGUGUUCAUUUCGCUGAUGAUUAUUUCACAAUUUUAAAAGGUCAUGAAAAAUCUGCUUUCCCAAAUGAGUUAUACCCAAGAAUUUUCUAUCCAGGUGAUACAAAUCUCAUGAAAAAAGGUGAAGUUACUCAAUAUUCAUUAGCUCCUGGAUCUUUUGCAAUGGAAUUGGCUCAAGGUUGGAUUCCAGCCAUGUUGCCUUUUGGUUUCUUGGAUACAGUUUCAUCAACUUUGGAUUUUGGUACCUUCUUGAGAACCACAUACCUAACUGGAUAUGACAUGAUCAAGCAUUUAUUACGCGGGAAAUUCUGA